Messenger RNA from Mus caroli (Ryukyu mouse), 788 nucleotides. Lineage: Eukaryota; Metazoa; Chordata; Mammalia; Rodentia; Muridae. The record is from RefSeq and is a predicted model, not a curated record.
AAACUUGGCAACUGUUUAAAGAGGCGUUGAGGAAGCACAAUAGCUCCCUCGACGCUGAUGCACAGUCAGACUUUGCUUUUACACCUUCCUCAGUGUGGCGAAUCUGCCGUUGUCGUCACUCUGGCUGGACGCCUAGGUAAGCGUGUGGAAUCCGCUGUGGGAAAUACGAAGUGAAAGGUACUAGAGCCCCUACGGUCAUGGCGGCUACCGCCCCCAAGGCCGGGGGUUCAGCUCCUGAGGCGGCGGGUUCCGCCGAAGCUCCGUUGCAGUACAGCCUUCUUCUUCAGUACCUGGUGGGCGACAAGCGUCAGCCCCGGCUUCUGGAGCCUGGCAGCCUGGGCGGGAUCCCGAGUCCUGCCAAGAGCGAGGAGCAGAAGAUGAUCGAGAGGGCAAUGGAAAGUUGUGCCUUCAAGGCUGUGCUGGCCUGUGUAGGAGGGUUUGUCUUGGGAGGCGCGUUUGGCAUCUUUACUGCUGGCAUUGAUACCAACGUAGGCUUUGACCCAAAGGACCCUUACCGGACACCAACUGCAAAAGAAGUCCUGAAAGACAUGGGACAGAGAGGAAUGUCCUACGCCAAAAACUUUGCCAUUGUGGGCGCCAUGUUUUCAUGUACUGAGUGUCUGGUAGAGUCUGUAAGUGCCUCUUGCAUUUUAAGAAAGCCCUUUCUGUUGCCACUCAGGUUAGAGGUGUGGCUCAGCCGGGAGGUUAAAGCUGGAGUAAAGGCCGGGGCCAUAGGUUGUGGAGGGUUUGCUGCUUUCUCUGCUGCAAUCGAUUAUUACCUACGCUGA